This is a messenger RNA of Homarus americanus (American lobster), 12732 nucleotides long. It is a transcript of the gene Dhc36C, whose product is annotated as dynein axonemal heavy chain 7-like. The record is from RefSeq and is a predicted model, not a curated record. Gene Ontology annotation, cellular component: dynein complex. Gene Ontology annotation, biological process: microtubule-based movement. Lineage: Eukaryota; Metazoa; Arthropoda; Malacostraca; Decapoda; Nephropidae. Gene Ontology annotation, molecular function: calcium ion binding; dynein intermediate chain binding; minus-end-directed microtubule motor activity.
GAGGUCGAGCAAAGGCAGCCUCACCCAAGACGCCAGUGACCAGCGCCUCUUACCAGCGCGCCCCCGUAUGGCCACCUUCCGCCUGGCAGGGACCAGCGGACACGACCAGGAGCGUCUCCGUCACCGUCGUCGUCUGGAGGCUCUGUCACACCUGGGCCUCCACACCGCCCCUGAUCUGGCCCUCAACAGGGGAUUCCCUUCGCCCCUCUAUGCCAUCAAAGAAUCCCCCACCACCACCAGCAGUAGGGGCGCCGCCUCCCAUCACGACCUUCACCACAGCGGCUCUCUGUCUAAUGACCACAGGGGAGGGAUGCUGGGUAUGGAGGGGCCCCACCAGGUGUACAUGCAGCAGCAGGACUCAGAGGCGAGCGAGGAGUCCAACACCUUCAAGAUAAGACGCCCGCUCACCACUAAGGAACUCACCAGGAAGAUCAAGAGGCACCAGUCAGCCAUUAUGAGGGAGAGACGCCGCUUCAUCGCCGGGGCUGAGAGACCUCCGGCCAGGAAGAAGGCGAGUUACCUGGAGAUGCUUGAGAACCGACAGGAGUUCCGACGGACGCUUGUGAAGCUCCUCAAGACGGAUGAGUGUCAGACCAAGAGCUGCCGAGCCCAGCUGGAGCGGCGCUACCACUACUUCAUCACCAGGGGCCUCUCCAUGCGCUCCAGCCCCUUCCAGAGGUCGUGGGUCUCCGCUAUCCUCAGCCUCGUCCCUAAACACCUCAGGAAUCAGAUGGGGACGUGUCAGAGCCUCAUACAGCAGUUACAGAGAGACUACGAGCACAAUAUGAGGAAGGUCGCCGUCGACUUCGUCCUCCACUCUGGCAAACCUCGCCCUCGACCACAACUUCCUGGUGAGGUGACGUCCUCCCGUCUGGCGCUGGAGUCGUGGGGGCCAUCCAAGAACUACAUCAGGAAAAACCUCCAUCUGCUGAACCCAUGCAUGUUGCAGGCGCUGGAGCUGUGGUACCGUGAAUACAGUGGGCUACGUCUGGUGGAGGUGGUGAGGGUGAUGGAGGGUAAGUGCAGUCUGGAGUUGGAGGAGUUUAUGGCUAGUGUUGGAGAUCAGCUGGACCACACUAACGACACCCUCGCCCUCUGGUUCACACAGAUCCAAACAAUCUUCUACAAGGGGUUCCAGCGUGGCCAGAUGCCGGGGUUCAGUCAGCCUGCAAGACUAUCCUCCUUCUGCAACGCCGCCGUCACCAUCAUGACCCAUAAUCUCCAGUCUCUCUGUCUUCUCUCCCUCUUCUUCUGCACCGCUUCCCUCUGCGGCUCCCAGCCAAACCUUCUCGACCCAGCCUCCAUUGGACUCUGGGUGAAGGAGCCUACGUCAGGACGACCACCACUUAAAUCAGCAGCGUCAGGGAGCGGCAGUACCCGGGGUGAAGACGCCACAACAGAUGAGGGUUUGGGAGAAUCUGUCGGUGAGGGAUCUGAGGGAGCCUCCAACGACACGAAGGCCGAGGGUAAGGCAGCAGGACGUCAGGACAGUGGUGGGGACGAGGACGCCAUACCUCCUCAGGCUGGCUCUAGUGGACACCCAAAGAAACCGAUGGUGUUAAAGCUGCACCUUCUGUUGAAUGGUAAACAGGUGAUCAUCAAACCCACAUUCUCGGAGGUGGAGACGUCACUGCUCUCCCUCUACAACAAGAUGAUAGAACUGAGUAUGUCUGUGCCUCGCCUGGAGACCAAACUCUUCGCUGAGUGGGAGGGACGCCAAGGCAAUAUCACGCCAGUGGUGGAGCAGGAGGUAGUGGGGCGACUCAGGCAACAGGUAUUGAAGGAGAUCUCAGAUUCCAACGAAGCACCGACCCACCACGCCACCCGCUACCACAAGUACAACUCUCUCAUCAGUGGCGAGGCCGAGGAGGAGGUGCAGGAGUUUAUGUCUGGUGAUCACCCCUUCGAGGCCUACGUCGACAAGCUGACUGAGUUCUCCGUGCUGAGGGCCGACAUCCUCACCUCCUCCCAACAGGUAAGUCUUCCCUCUCCCACCUGCGAUAAUCAAAAGAAACCACGCGUGGUUCAGCAGGUAAUAGCAGGUGUGUCCCGACAGGUGGUGGAGCUGGGGCCCUAUGAGGUACACUGUGAGGCGCUGGUGGCCUCCCUGGUGUCAAGGGUCACCAGCCUACGGAGGGAGAUGUUGGCUCACCUACACCAGCAGUACUGUUCUAUCGCCGACACAUUGUGUGGAGAACUGAAGGUGAUCACGGAGAGGGCCCUCAGUACCCCUGGAGACACUCUGGAGCUCAUGGAACACAAGGCUUACAUGGAGAACAUCAUGGAGAACCAGCUGCAGACCUUGGAGAGCCGCGUUUGGAGUCUCCACACACAGCUUCAGUUCCUGGCUGAGAACAUGUCCCUGAGUUCUGAGGAGUGUAGCGACACCGUUCAGCCACUCGCUUGGUUCAUCCGUCUGCCAGAGGUCUUCCGCAUCCACCUCCAGAUCAUCACGGAGAAGAGGGCCGAGUACGAGGCCAACCUCAGGGAGCGUCGGGAGAAGUUCCAGGGGGAGCUGGCGGAGUACGCGGUGCAGCUCGAAGACUUCCAGACCUUGGGUGACCACAACGAGAUCCACGAGUACAUGAGAAGGGCCAAGUCCCUCCACUCCCGCCUCGACCACGCCGCCAACUACAUCGAGCAGAUCAACAAGGAGGAGGAGGCACUGUCUUGGAACACCACUCACUACCCCGUCAGGAAACAGGUGUCGGACAAGUUGGCACCGUUCCUGAAGCUGUACGAGGUGGGGGUGGAGUGGGCGGACCGGCUGGAGGAGUGGCUGCACUCUCCUGUAGGCACUCACGAUCCUGAUGUCAUCGCUCAAGAGGUAGCAGCGACCUGGCGGACUGUGUACAAGCUGGAGAAAGGCUUCGGUGACAUCCCCGCCGCCAAGAAUGUCGUCAUAGCGGUGAGACAGCGGAUUGAGGUAUUCCGGGAGAACCUACCGCUGGUGCAGACACUUGGUAACCCUGGGCUGAAGGAGAGGCACUGGGAGAAGAUCUCAGAGGUGGUCGGUUACCCCCUCAGAGCGGACGCCACUACCACCCUCCAACGCCUCAUUGACUCCAACCUCGAGGACUACCUCUCCAAAUUCGAGUCUGUGUCUGAGGCGGCCUCUAAGGAACACGUCUUCGAAAGAAACCUCGAGAAGAUGAAGAGUGAGUGGCAGGAGAUGGAGUUGGUGUUGAAGCCUCACAGGGAGACAGACACCUGGGUGCUCUCGGCUGUUGAGGACAUCCAGUUCCUCCUAGAUGACCAUAUCGUCAAGACCCAGUCCAUGAGGUCCUCGCCCUUCAUCAAGCCCAUCGAGCAGGAGGUGGCGGCUUGGGAGACGACCCUGGCGCAGCUUCAGGAGGUAGUGGACGAGUGGUUGAGGGUACAAGCAACCUGGAUCUACCUGGAACCAAUUUUCGGCUCACCAGAUAUCAUGGCCCAGAUGCCUGAAGAGGGACGCAGGUUCAAUACUGUAGACAAGACCUGGAAAGACAUCAUGAAGAGCGUGAGACAGAACACCCGGGUCCUGUCGGUGCUGGAGGUGGACAAGAUACUAGAGAGACUCCGCAAGUCCUCUGAACUACUGGAGCUGAUCCAACGAGGCCUGAAUGAGUACCUGGAGAAGAAGCGUCUCUACUUCCCCAGGUUCUUCUUCCUAUCUAACGAAGAGCUCCUCGAGAUUCUCAGUGAGACGAAGGAUCCCAGCAGAGUACAGCCUCACCUUAAGAAAUGCUUCGAGGGCGUCAACUCUUUAGACUUUGGUGAUGAUCUGGAGGUGGUGGCUGUGAGGUCAAGUGAAGGAGAGGUCAUUGGACUUACUCAGAUUAUCAGUACAGCCAAGGCCAGAGGACAGGUUGAGAAGUGGUUGGUGCAACUGGAGGCGAGUGUCAAGUCCAGCAUCAAGAAGGUAGUAGAGUCGUGCAUGAAAGCGUACACAACGAAGGCGCGGGAGGACUGGGCGCUGGAGUGGCCAGGUCAGGCGGUGCUCUGCGUCUCACAGACCUUCUGGACCACUCACGUCUCCCGCUGCAUGGUGGAAGGUCCCCGAGAGAUGGAGGCUUACUACGAGCUGUGCAACAGUCAGAUCGAGAAGGUGGUGGGCCUGGUGCGUGGCCAACUGUCCAAGCAGAACCGCACCACCCUGGGAGCCUUGGUGGUGCUGGACGUCCACGCUCGCGACGUGUUGAAGGACGAGAUAAUGAAGAAGAAGGUGACAGACCUGACUGACUUCACCUGGCUCUCACAGCUCCGUUACUACUGGCAUGAGGACAUCUUGAAGGUACGGAUGAUCAACGCCGAGCUGGAUUAUGGCUACGAGUACCUGGGUAACACAGGGCGUCUGGUCAUCACCCUCCUGACGGACCGUUGUUACCGCACCCUCACCCAAGCCCUCAUGCUCAACCUGGGUGGCGCUCCAGAAGGUCCCGCAGGCACAGGCAAGACUGAGACUACCAAGGACUUAGCUAAGGCAGUAGCCAAGCAGUGUGUCGUUUUUAACUGCUCUGAUGGGUUAGACUACAUCUCCUUAGCCAAGUUCUUCAAGGGCUUGGCAUCGUGCGGCGCCUGGACGUGUUUCGACGAGUUUAACCGCAUCGAGCUGGAGGUGUUGUCUGUCGUGGCUCAGCAGAUCUUGACUCUACAGCGAGGCCUACAGUCAGGAGCCCCUCGCCUCACUCUACAGGGCACAGAGGUGAGUCUCGACCCCACCUGUGCCGUCUUCAUCACCAUGAAUCCGGGCUACGCUGGACGCUCAGAGCUCCCAGAUAACCUCAAGGCACUCUUCCGCUCAGUGGCCAUGAUGGUGCCAGACUACGGACUUAUCGCGGAGAUCUCCCUGUACUCCUUCGGGUUUGUGGCCGCCAGGAGCAUGUCGAGAAAGAUCGUGGCCACCUACAGGCUGUGCUCCGAGCAGCUCUCAGCCCAGCCUCACUACGACUACGGUCAGAUCUUCCUAAACGCACUGAUGCGGACGGUGAAGGCAGUACUGAUCGCCGCCGGGACACGGCUUAAGUACCCGGACAUGCAGGAGGCGGUGCUGGUGUUGAGGUCCAUCCGUGACGUGAACCUGCCCAAGUUUCUGGCUCACGACCUGCCGCUGUUUGAGGGCAUCAUCGCGGAUCUAUUCCCCGGGGUCAUGUUACCUGAGCCGGACUACACAUACCUGCACCGCGCCGUGAAGGAGGUGUGCGCGGGGGCGGAGCUGAGGGCCAAUCACUACUUCAUGGACAAGGUGCAACAGGUGUACGAGACGAUGAGGGUGAGACACGGGUUCAUGCUCAUCGGUAACCCCAUCGGCGGCAAGACGGUAGCGUUGAGGACUCUCUCCAAGGCCCUGGCCAUCAUGAAUGAACGGGGUGAGGGAGAGAACCGAGUACAGGUGUGUGUGAUCAACCCGAAGGCGGUGACAGUGGGGCAGCUGUAUGGGCAGUUCGACCCCACCUCCCACGAGUGGUCUGAUGGGGUCCUGGCCGUAAACUUCCGUAAAUUUGCUGUGUCGUCCUCCCCCGACAGAAAGUGGAUCGUGCUGGACGGGCCGGUGGACAGCGUGUGGAUCGAGAACAUCAACUCGGUGCUUGACGACAACAAGAAGCUUUGUCUCAUGUCUGGGGAGAUCAUCUGCCUCUCCUCCACCACCAACAUCAUCUUCGAGGUCCAUCACCUGGAGAACGCUUCCCCAGCUACGGUAUCUCGGUGUGGGAUGGUAUACAUGGAGCCCCUGGCGUUAGGUUGGCGUCCUUUAGUGGAGACCUGGCUGGCUAAACUCCCUCAGACACUAACCCAGCAACACAAGGCCGUCCUCACCGCCCUCUUCCACCGCUUUGUUCCUCCUCUGCUCUGCUUCGUCAGGAAACAUUUACUCUGGUUCAAGCUGGAGAGGAGUGAGUCGUACGUACAGAAGGGCGUCUCUCCCACCACCGACCUGAACCUCGUCAGGAGCCUCAUGAACAUCUUCGACUGCUUCUUGGAGGAGUUUACUGACCCCGCCUACACCAAGCACCACCCGGAGUCUGACAUACGAGCUCAUCUCGAGAGCAUCUUCCUGUUCUCGGCUAUCUGGUCCCUGGGAGGCCCACUGGACGAGGCUUCCCGGGUCAAAUUCGACCUCCUCCUACGAGAACUGAUCAACGGUGACCCCAGCCAAGCGAGCGUGAAAAAGUACGGGUUAAGAGAGGUACCGCCUCCCCCUCACGACUACCAGCUGCCCAUUCCCGACGAGGACACCGUCUUCCACUACAAGUUCGUCAAGGAGGGUCGCGGGUACUGGCAGAAGUGGAGUGAGGACUUGACUAAUGCGGCAUCUAUCCCGAGAGACGUAGCAGCCCAUCAGAUCCUCGUGCCCACCGUCACCACCGUCCGUGUCGCCGCCCUCCUCAGCCUCCUUCUGUCCCAAGCUAAGCCGCUCCUCCUCGUCGGUCCACCAGCCACAGGGAAGUCCGUCUACGUUGCGGACUUCCUGCGCAACAAGCUGAAGAGUGACGUGUACAAGCCCAUGUUCGUGAGCUUCUCGGCCCACACCAACACCACCCACGUCCAGGACCUCGUCAUGAGUGGACUGGACAAGCGCAAGAAAGGUGUAUACGGGCCGCCUGUUGGCAAGAGGUGUGUGCUGUUCGUGGAUGACCUCAACCUGCCACAGACGGACGCCUUCGGUACUCACCCACCCCUGGAGCUCCUCCGCCAGCUGGUCGACCAUGCCACCUGGUACGACAUCAGGAAGGAAGUUGAGCCCAUCCGUCUGGAGGACAUGCAGCUGGUGUCGACCAUGAGUCUGCGGGACAGCGGGAGGACUCCCCUCACCCCUCGCCUCCUGCGGCACUUCAACGUGAUCGCCGUCAACGACUUCGACGACCCCACCAUCCAAGCUAUAUUCUCCAAGAUCUUGUUGUGGCACUUGGACACACGAGGCUUCAGCAAGAUGUUUGACCCUUGCAUCGGGGAGAUCGUCUCAGGCACACUGGAGGUGUACCGCGCCGCAGCCAUCCACCUCCGACCCACACCCUCACGCUCGCACUACAUCUUCAAUCUCAAGGACUUCUUCAGGGUCAUCCAGGGGGUACUACUGUCGGUGCCGGAGACGAUGGAGGACCUGCGCUCCAUGAAGAAGAUGUGGAUACACGAGGUCCUGAGGGUGUUCUACGACCGCCUGGUGGACAGUGCAGACCGUAGGUGGCUCCUCGACCGUGUCUCUUCCGCCUGUACCAGCCACUUGAAUGAGAACUUCCACCAGCUGUUGACAGAGCUCGAUGAAGAUGGUGAUGGAGAGGUAUCGGAGGGAGAUCUACGGAACCUGGUGUACUGUGACUUUGCUGACCCCAAGAGUGAGAGUCGACACUAUGUACAGGUGGAGGAUCUGGAAGGUCUGAGGUCGGUGGUAGAAGGUUACCUACACGAGUUUAACAACAUGAGCAAGAAGCCGAUGAACCUGGUGAUGUUCAAGUUCGCCUUGGAGCACCUGGCGCGUGUCUGCCGGGUCUUACGUCAACCCCGAGGCCACGCCAUGCUAGUAGGCGUGGGCGGCAGCGGCAGACACUCCCUCACACGCCUCGCCUCCCACAUCACCGACUAUGAGCUCUUUGAAGUGGAGAUGAGUAGGAGUUACGGCAUUACUGAGUGGCGGGAGGACCUCAAGACUAUCCUGAAGAAGGCGGGUACGGGAGAACAGCAUGUGGUGUUCCUCUUCAGUGACACCCAGAUCAAGGACGAGAUCUUCCUUGAGGCCAUCAGCAGUAUCUUGAGCAUCGGCGAGAUACCUGGAUUGUACCCUACUGACGAGAAGCACACCAUAUGUGACAAGAUGAGGAACAUUGACCGCCAGAGAGACAAGAGCAAGCAGACUGAUGGGAGCCCCGCGGCGCUGUGGACACUGUUUGUGGAGCGAGUGAGGGAACAGCUUCACGUGGUCUUGGCUAUGUCUCCCUGUGGUGAGGCCUUCAGAAACCGUCUCCGCAAGUUCCCCGCCCUCCUCUCCUGCUGUACUAUUGAUUGGUUCCAGGCGUGGCCAGAGGACGCCCUUGAAGCCGUGGCCCUGAGACUGUUACAGGGGGUAGAGCUCCCUGCAGAGACUCUUAAGGGCUGUGUGUCUCUGUGUCAGUAUUUCCACACCUCCACCCAGGACCUCUCCGACAGGUUCUUGACACACCUGCGCCGCUACAACUACGUCACUCCCACCUCCUACCUGCAGCUCCUCCACACCUACAUGGUCAUCCUCGAACGCCGCCGAGGGGAGGUCAAGAAGCAAGAGUGCCGCUACACAACAGGUCUAGCUCGCCUGGAGGAAGCCGAAACCUCCGUCCUGGCAAUGCAACAGGAGCUUCUCAACCUGCAGCCCAUCCUACUGACCAAGACCCGGGAGGUGGAGGAGAAGAUGGCCGUAGUAGAGAAGAGGAGAGGCGAAGUGGCAGAGGUAGAGCGAGUGGUGCGACAAGACGAGGAGGUGGCCAACGAAGCAGCGGAGGCAGCCAAUGGCAUCAGGAAGGAGUGCGAGGCUGAGUUGAACCUGGCUCUCCCGCUACUGGAGGAGGCUACAGUUGCUCUUAACACCAUCAAACAGGACGAUAUUGUCUUCAUCAAGGCCAUGAAGAAUCCCCCAUCUGGUGUUAAACUCGUGAUGGAAGCUGUCUGUGUCCUGCUUGGCGAGAAACCAGACCGGGUACCGGAUCCUCAGGGCACCGGUAAGAUGGUGGAGGAGUACUGGUCCGUCAGUAAGCGUCUACUGGGUGACAUCAAGUUUAAGGAGAACUUACUGAACUUCGAUAAGGAGAACAUAAGCCAGAAAGCCAUCCAGACGAUACGUUCCAACUACCGCGACAACCAAGAGUUUAAGCCAGAGAAGAUUAUGGUGGCGUCCAAGGCGGCGGAGAGUCUGUGUAAGUGGGUGUUGGCGAUGGAGAGGUACGAGGAGGUGGACCGCAAGGUGGCGCCCAAGAGGGAGGCCUUACAGCGUGCAGACCAGCAGUACCAGGGCCUGAUGGGUGAGCUGCGUAAGAAACAGGAGGCACUGAGGGGCGUCCAGGAGGAGUUGGCAGGUCUCCAAGCAGAGCUAGACACAGUGAAGAAGGAGAAGCUGGAACUGGAACAGACGGUGGAGUUGUGCAGCAUCAAGAAGGACCGGGCGGAGCAGCUGCUGGCGGCCCUGGGGGGAGAGAAGACCCGAUGGACGGACAACGCUCACCACCUGGCGCAGGUGUACAUCUUCCUCACAGGUGACAUGCUGCUGGCGGCGGGAGUCAUCGCUUACUUAGGAGCCUUCACACCUGAGUACCGGGCGGAGCAGACGACUCGGUGGCUGCAGGAGUGUCGGGAGAGAGGCGUCCCUUGUUCUGGGGAGUUCGUGCUUGCCUCGGUGCUGGGAGACCCCCUCACUAUCCGGGACUGGACGCUCAAUGGGCUGCCCACCGACCCCUUCAGCAUAGACAACGGCGUCAUCAUCAGCAACACGACGAGGUGGCCGCUGUUAAUCGACCCUCAAGGACAAGCCAACAAGUGGAUCCGUAACAUGGAGAAGGACAACUCUCUCCAGGUAGUCAAGCUCUCUGACCCAGACUUUAUCCGCACCUUGGAGAACUGCAUACAGUUUGGUCAGCCCGUGUUGCUGGAGAACGUGGGGGAGGAGCUGGACCCUAUUCUGGAACCUCUCCUGCUCAAACAGACCUUCAAGCAGAGCGGCUCCACCUGUAUCAAGCUUGGGGAUGCCACCAUCGAGUACUCCGCCGACUUCAGGAUGUACUUAACUACGAAGCUGAGUAACCCCAACUACGUGCCAGAGGUGUCAGUCAAGGUCACCCUCGUCAACUUUGCCCUUACUGGUGCCGGCCUCGAGGACCAGCUACUCGCCCUCGUUGUCGCUCACGAGAAGCCAGAGCUAGAGGAAGAGAGAGUCACGCUGAUGCUUCAAACUGCUCAGAAUAAGAAGAACCUGAAGGAGCUGGAGGACCGGAUCCUAUCGACGUUGUCCUCCUCCAAGGGCAGUAUCCUGGAGGACGAGACAGCCAUCAACAUCCUGAGUGACGCCAACAGGCUGGUGAAGGAGACACAAGAGAAACAAACCAUCGCUGAGGAGACGGAGAAGAAGGUAUCAAUUAAUGCUGUACUGCUCAUCACCGCUACCAGACUACCUUUCACCUGGUGGAUCAGUUCCCGCAGCACCUGCAGUGGCGGGAGGUGUUCGAGUCGGAGAAGCCCACAGAAAGACCAUCCGUGUGAGGAAGGAGACGAGAUCGCCCGCAUGCAGCUCUUGUGUAUUCUUCGGUGUCUCCGCCCGAUAAAGUGGUGGCAGCCAUCCAGGACUUUCGUUGCGGACCUCCUGGGGAAGGCGUACAUUGAACCACCUCCCUUUGACCUGGCCCGCACCUUCACCGACUCCAACUGCUGCCUCCCCCUCAUCUUCCUCCUCACCCCAGGAGCUGACCCCACCAACCUCCUCCUCAAAUUCGCCGAGGAUCAGGGUAUGGGAGGGGACCGGCUACAGAGUGUGUCGCUAGGUCAGGGGCAGGGACCAGUGGCCAGACGCCUGAUCGAGGAGGGAGUGAGGAUAGGAACUUGGGUCCUCCUCCAGAACUGCCACCUCGCCAAGUCCUUCAUGCCAGAUCUCGAGAAGCUGUGUGAAGACCUCAACCCAGAUACGACUCACUCAGACUUCCGGCUGUGGCUCACGAGUUACCCAUCAGCUCACUUCCCUGUCUCCGUCCUGCAGUCCAGCAUCAAGAUGGUCACGGAGCCACCCAAGGGACUCAAGGCCAACCUCAAGAGACUCUACCUGGCGGAUCCUCUGUCAGAACCAGAAUUCCUGCAUGGAUCCGGGUCCUCUGAGAGAUUCCGUCGCCUGGUGUACUCCCUCUGUUUCUUCCACGCCGUCGUCCAGGAGCGUCGCCUCUUCGGACCUCUCGGUUGGAACGUGCCGUACUCCUUCUCCGACACCGACCUCAGGAUCUCCUCCCAGCAGCUCCGUAACCUUCUGGAUUCUUAUGUGGAGAUCCCGUGGGAGGCGCUGCAGUACCUGACGGCUGAGUGUAACUACGGCGGGAAGGUGACAGACGAGCGUGACCGUCGCACCCUGAGUACCAUCCUGAGGCGCUUCUAUAACCCCGAGGUGGUGGACGGCGACCCUCACUCCUUCGACCACCUGGGUGUGUACACAACGCCGAGUGACGGGGACCACGCCCACUUCCUAGAGCACAUCUCGGAGCUGCCCCGCGACGCUCCUCCUCACGUCUUCGGCAUGAACAGCAACGCCAGCAUCAACAAGGACCAGGCCGAGACCAACAAGCUCUUCUCCGCCGUCCUCCUCACCCAGGCGACGUCGUUGUCUUCAGGAGACGGCGGGGGCGGGGAUGGUGACUCUGUGGGCAGGACGUGUGAGGAGAUCCUUGGCCGCAUCCCUCCAGCCUUCCACGUGGACGCCGCCCUGGCCAAGUACCCGACCAUGAGAGAGCAGAGCCUCAACACGGUGCUGGUGCAGGAGAUGAGUCGCUACAACACCCUCAUCCACACCAUCACCAGCACCCUCAGCGCCGUCCUCAGAGCCAUCGAAGGUACUGAGAGUCUGUCGGAAGAGGUGGAAGAGGUGUUGGUGGGCGUGAGGACUGGUCGGGUUCCUUCUAUGUGGCGGGCCAGGUCCUACCCCACCCUCAAAGGACUCGGCUCCUACAUCACCGACCUCGUACAGCGGCUACAGUUCCUUCAGGGUUGGUAUGACACAGGGCAGCCGCGGGUGUUCUGGCUCAGCGGCUUCUUCUUCACCCAGUCCUUCCUGACGGCGGUGCUGCAGAACCACGCCCGCGCCCACGCCCUGGCCAUCGACCAGCUCUGGUUCCACUUCCAGGUGUUGGAGGUGGACGAGGAGAGCCCGGUACCUGAGGUGGGCACUUAUAUCAGGGGCCUCUACCUGGAGGGCGCCAGGUGGGACUUCGAGAAGAACCGCCUGGAGGAAGCACUACCCAGGAGACUCCAUGAGAAUAUGCCUCCAAUCUGGUUAAAGCCAAUGGUCCGAGAAGAGAUUCCCAAAGAACUGACCUACUCCUGUCCUGUGUAUAAGACGAGUGAGCGUAGAGGGAACCUGACCACCACGGGCCACUGUACGAACUACGUCAUCUCGGUACAGAUUCCUACACACCUUCACGAGGACCAUUGGAUUCUCAGGGGUGUGGCUCUACUCUGUUCCCUCUCUGACUAAAAUUAUUCAACUCUAGAUUAUCAGACGAGUGAUUAAGAUUAUACAACUUUAGAUUAUCAGACAAGUAACUAAAAUUAAACAGCUUUAGAUUAUCAGACGAGUGACUAAAAUUAUACAGUUUUAGAUUAUCAGACGGGUGACUAAAGUUAUUCCACAUCUGUUUACUUUCUAUCCACACUAUCCACACUAUCCACAUCUGCCCAGAAAGAUAAUAAGGUGACACUGUAUUGACUUUGAUAGCCUUUGUUAAGUUAGUCAGGGUAGAUAGUCGAAGGUUAGCGUGUACGAAGCAGCAAGUGUUGAUUAUCUACCUGAGGACAGACAGUGUUUAACCACAGUCAUCCCUCGGGUGUGGCGACUCCCUAAUUAGCUCCUUUCGUCUACCUGUCACCAUGAACGACGCUGGAAUUGACCUACACUCUAUUAUUUAAGGGUCAUAUUUCAGCAGUCCUCCUCAUUAUUUAGGAAUAAUUGGUUAACACAUCACAACAUGGAAGUUAUUAGUUGUAUAUCUAUUCAUAUGUAUAAUGUAUAUGGAAUAUAUUAAUACAUAUCUACACAUGGAA